Molecule: messenger RNA, 1639 nt
Organism: Eurytemora carolleeae
Lineage: Eukaryota; Metazoa; Arthropoda; Copepoda; Calanoida; Temoridae
Product: receptor-type guanylate cyclase gcy-13
Exons: 11
Coding region: 273-956 (227 amino acids)
Biological process (GO): cGMP biosynthetic process; intracellular signal transduction; receptor guanylyl cyclase signaling pathway
Molecular function (GO): peptide receptor activity; guanylate cyclase activity
Source: RefSeq, a predicted model, not a curated record
UCUCUUUUAUAAACUCUUUUGGAUGCUAGACAAAAAUAUAAAUAAAACUGUUUAAAAACCAUCACGAAUAUUACUAUUUUUUCAAAUUUAAUCAGGAAGCCAAGCUGAAGAUCAGAGAGUUAAUAAUUGAAGGAAUAGAAGAUGCUAUCUGGGACGCUGAUAAAAAACAGAGUAUCGGUAUUCUUGUUCUAGUUUCAGUCAUCAUAAUUUCCCCUUUCAUCAUUGCACUCUCCAGAAAUGCAAUUAAUAGUGUUGAAAUUUUUGCCAAGAGUAUGAGAAAAAAGGCCGACGAGUUAAGAUCGCAAAGACAAAAAACUGAUAAACUUCUUUAUAAAAUGCUUCCAACAGUUGUGGCUGAUGGGCUCAAGUCGGGAGAGAAUACAACUCACGUAUUUAAAUCUGCUUCACUUGCGUUUAUCAAAAUAGAUGCUUUCUCAGACUUUUUCAAGAUGCACAACCCUAUAGAGGUGAUCCACAUCUUGAACAUCAUCUACAACGCCUUCGACACCAGACUGGACAGGUUCGACGCGUACAAGGUGGAGACCAUUAACGACAGCUACCUCGUGGCAUCAGGACUUCCAGAGGAGAACGAGACGCAUGCCAGAGAAAUCUCUGCUCUGUGCUUGGAUAUUUCUGAAACCUGUUUCUCUCUGGUUAUUCCUAAUUCAACCCUAAACGUCAGAGUUAGUUGUGGAAUACAUUCUGGCCGUGUUGUCGCUGGAGUUGUUGGAAGCAAAAUGCCAAGGUACUGCUUGUUCGGGGAUACUGUGAAUACUGCGUCUAGGAUGCAAUCUUCAGGAUCCCCUGGUAGGAUUCAGUUAACUGCGGAUACUAAAUACCUCCUGGAUCUUCUAGGAGAAGAGUUUCAGUGUGAAUCCAGGGGUACUAUAGAGGUAAAGGGGAAAGGGCCAAUGGAAACCUUCUGGCUAAAUUCACAGAGCAAAGAACACUUCUAAAUCCCAAGUCACUCCACCUUAGACUGAACUCGGUUUAAGUUUAAUUCAGUAUUUGUAGUUGUCGUCGGACAUUUCUCAUUUGUAAAAUUUAUUUAUUUGUGGCAAUUAUAUACUUAGUUUUCGAGUUCAAAUUGGUUUCUAAACAUUUGAACAAAUUAUGAAGAAAUUACGUAAAUCAUGUUUAGAUAUUUUAGAUUUUUCAUUUAAAAUUAUUUAUUAAGGUUUGAAAUAUACUGAUAACCAGAAAACUCUAAAAUAGAACGACGACAUUGAGAAAGAAGUUAUAACUUUGAAAAGUCCAAUGAGCAUGCGACACAUAAAUUGUGGAUUUUAAAUAUACUCAUUAGUGAUUUUAGAAGUUUCUUUAGUAAAACGAAUUGCUUUGUAACAGCAUUAAACAAACUUAAGUAUUGCUUCAAUGUCGUCUUCCUCUUCCAUUGUUUUCUUGUUAUCACUGUAUUCUACAUAUGAAAUUUUUAUGCAUUAAAAACCUGCAGGUUGGAUCUCAAAAGAAUGUGUUUUGAAAAAAAAUACUAACAACUAGAGCUGAGCAAGAUUUCGGUAUGGAAUAACAGUUUACUUGCAUUAAAACGCAAAUAAAAAAUGUUUUUUUUUGAUAUUGUGAAUUUGUGUUUUAUAGUCUGCAUAACUAACUUGUAAAAUUUUAGAAUUUAAACCUAAAG